Messenger RNA from Westerdykella ornata, 756 nucleotides. RefSeq lists its product as uncharacterized. The record is from RefSeq and is a predicted model, not a curated record. The coding region runs from base 98 to 604 and encodes 168 amino acids. The transcript has 2 exons. Lineage: Eukaryota; Fungi; Ascomycota; Dothideomycetes; Pleosporales; Sporormiaceae.
UACAUCGGAAGCACGUCAUGGAGCUAAGUUUGCACAGUCUUGUGGAGCACGUCUCUGGAAGGAGAUAUCACUUGAAGAAGCUGACCUCAUCGACCAAAUGCUGCCGAACCUCGAUAAAAUCUCGCCAUGGCCACAUCGGUGCAGGGUGAAACGCGAUACAAUGUCCCGGGCGGCACGUUUAGCUAGCAUUAUUCGAACUGUAUUGCCUAUGUCAAGUGCAGCCCAACGAUAUACUCCCCCGUGCCCUCCCACGUCGUCCACAACGACGGGUCAGGCCUCACCGUCCGCCCCUAUCCCCCAAAUCAACGCCGAUCCAGACCAAUUCCAGCGCCAACAGGCGGCUAUCACAAUUCAGCUAUCUCCAGGCGUUGAAGAUGCUGACACAAGCCAAAAUUUAAACGGAUCGCACCAGGCUGGAUCAUCAGGUCCCAUAAAGAUUUACCAAAAGACCCUGAAUACGAAUACGACCCCCGACCCCCAGAGGCAACGAAUCCUCCAAUAUCCCGCCACGAAUUCUCCAUGCAUCUCAACGCCUGCGCACACCCAUGUUAUUGGUCACUCUUUCAUGAAUGCAUGCCAUCGCUCGAAACGUCCAGUGCCAUAACCUGUAUUCCGAAGAAGCGCAGCCCAUUCGACACAAAGUCUAAUAAUUCGACGGACAUUUUUGCCUGGGGUUUGGAGGCCAAGCAUGUGAUCUCAGCCGCUUAUGUGGCUGUGUAUCACCUCUGGAUAUUUCUUCUCCCCUUUGGAUUCUGG